Messenger RNA from Leguminivora glycinivorella, 3822 nucleotides. Its product is annotated as cytochrome P450 18a1-like. Bases 1572 to 3125 code for a protein of 517 amino acids. The record is from RefSeq and is a predicted model, not a curated record. Gene Ontology annotation, molecular function: oxidoreductase activity, acting on paired donors, with incorporation or reduction of molecular oxygen, reduced flavin or flavoprotein as one donor, and incorporation of one atom of oxygen; iron ion binding; heme binding. Gene Ontology annotation, cellular component: intracellular membrane-bounded organelle; cytoplasm. Gene Ontology annotation, biological process: xenobiotic metabolic process. NCBI's taxonomy places the organism in Eukaryota, Metazoa, Arthropoda, Insecta, Lepidoptera, Tortricidae. The transcript has 7 exons.
GUUGAAGUCGUUCCUUCAAUAGAUUCCCAAGUUGUUUUUAUACAACGUUGGUCACGUGCUUAUCACAUGUUUAUCUCGGAGUUCAUGUCUAUUAUUGUCUCUUUUCUAACUUUAUCUUAAUUGAUGCCUAAUGAGUAUAUAAUAUUAGUUAAAAACAUUUUAAUUACAUCGAUCAUUAAUAGCUUUAAAAUAUAGUAGCGUGAUAGUUACAUACGUGCAUCAAAGACGAGUCAAGUUCAUUUUCUUCGAAUUAAUGUUGUAAACACCUCGAUGUAAUACUUAUAUAAUAGAAGUCAAUGACCGAUAGCUUAAUUACACGCUAGGUAGUAAAAUCACUCGAACGCCGAUGCAAAAUACCUAUAGAUCUAUGACGCCAGUGCGCUGUAAAUGGAUACUUAAAACUUUGGCUUGGAGUCUUAUUUCUAACGGCAAUCAAGGUGUAAAUAAAUCAGCAUAGUCGUCAUUCACUGCGAUUGUAUUGAAGCGUCCUUGGUCGUGCAUCGAACCCGGAACAUGCACCGCGCGCGCACGGCGCACGGCGCUCGCGAGAAGCACAGUGGCCCGAUAACGGCCGAUUUCUACUUAUCCAAAUGCUGCUUACGUAAGGUGGUGAUGCUUGAUAGCGAAAUGACCUUCGCGGUCAAUACCCCGCGCUGACAACGGUUAAUGACCUAUUUACCUACUUCAGUUUCAAACACAGGGGUGAUUAAACUCGGAACAGAUAUGUUUAUCUAUUUGUGUCUUAAUAAAUACGACUUUUGUUUGUUUACAUGCUUAUCUGCAGUUAGGUACAUUCUGUUUGUUGACUUUGUUCGAAACUUUGGACGGGCUCGACUAUUAUAACAGCUGAUUAUUAAACAAAUUCGAACUUAGUUUUACUGAUUCAACCAUUCGACUAGGACCUUAGUUAGCUCACGUCUAUAAUUUUUUUAUGUUUAAUUAUUAAGUCUUUUAACUUUUAAAUACCUAGUGUUGUACGCGUGUGUGAGGGCCACCACAAAGAUAAAAGAUUAAUUUGCACCCCAUCAGUCUACACUUGUACUCGUAUGAGAAUUUUGCAGUAGCGAAUAAUCAAAGUUAUUUUUUUAUUAAAACAUUAUAAAAUUAAAGUUUAAGUCAACUGCGUAAGUACAAAUAAAUAACCUUGUACAACGUAGUUUAAAUACAUAUUUUAAUACAAUUCUAUUAAACCUAUUAAAUUAAAUAUCAUUAAUUUUACUGACUGAUUUGACCUCUUUAUCAACAACCUAAAAUUUAUUUCAGAAAUUAAAUAUCCAUAUUAUUUUAGUUACAAUUAUAUAAUCUAAGUAUAUAUUGGGGUUCGAAGGUAUAAAAUAUACAAACGCUUCUGUUCACUACCGCUCGUUUUUUUGUUAUCAAUUACGAAUAUGUAAAAUGCGAUAUCAAGUCAAGGGCACUUCUAAUGUUACCGAACUUUAACGCGUACUGUGAUAAUAUAAGACAUGCUUCUUCCUCUAUAAGUAUAUAAAUCCAACGUACAUAAGUAGCCUUCUCACAAACCUAGUGGCUCGCAUACCGCGUUUACGUUUUAGCAACAUCCUAACAUUAGAAUGCUUCAUGCACUCGACCACUUUUAUCGAGCGAUGAUAUACCCGUUCAAUCUUGACUUGUUAAAAAUAUUUAUAUAUAUCUUCAAUUCACUGUGUUUUAGUUCUUUAUUUUUUAUAAUUGCUAGAAUUCGUAACGUGUUGAAACUACCGCCAGGACCAUGGGGGUUGCCAUUCCUGGGAUGCUUGCCUUGGAUGGGGCGCGGGGCGCCAAAUGCCUGGCUCCUAGAGCAGGCGGCCCGCUACGGCGACCUCACCUCAAUACAACUUGGCUCUAACCUGAUGGUUUGCAUCGGAUCCUCAAAAAUCCUCAGAGACCUGUUCAACCGACCUGAGUCGAUUGGCCGACCACAUACUCCUCUCAAUAACUUGUUGAGUGGACGAGGAAUCGUUCUCAGCGAAGGCCUGUUAUGGAGGAAGCAGCGUCAGUUCUUGCACGAGAAGUUCCGCGCUCUCGGCGUCAACGGCGUUGGAAUCAACCAGAGAUUUCAACACUGCGUCAUCGUGGAGAUAGAAGAACUUUUAGUAAAGCUAGAAAGCACGAGGGAGCAACCAAUAGACCCGGCCAGUUUCCUAGGCAGGCACGUUCACAACGUCAUAUGCCAGCUGAUGAUGAGUUUCCGCUUUGAGGAGCAAAACCCGGAGUUCAAGACCUUCAAUGCUCUGGUCACUAAAGGCAUGGAGCUGUACGGAGCCAUACAUAUCGGGGAGCAUCUUCCGGCUUACUUGCACCUACCAGGGAAAAAGUCAGUAUUACAAGAAAUAUUGCGAAAUCUACGAGAUGUGAGCGCGUUUCACGUGCGGAUAGUGGCCGAACGCCGGAGACAGCUUUUCGGCAUCAACAUGGAUAACUACGGGCCUAUGGAUCUCUUGGACUAUUACUUGCUCGAGUUACGAAAUAACUCUGUUGGCUCCAGACUCUUUGACGGAGCUGAUCCAGAUGAACAGAUAGUCCAAGUCUUCAACGACCUCUUCUCCGCUGGUAUGGAAACCGUCCGGACGAGCUUGCUGUGGGCCUUGCUGAUGAUGGUCCGGAACCCUCCGGUGGAGGCCGCGGUGCGCGCCGCCCUUGCUGAAGUACUCGAAACUGGACAACUGGUCACGUUGGACCAUCGUGCGAGGCUUUACUACAUUGAAGCUGUGUUGUAUGAGACUCUGAGGAUCGUGUCAGUGGUACCGUUGGGGACGACACAUGUUAAUACUUCCGAUUGGAACGUUAACGGCUACAAGAUUCCAGCCGGCACACACCUCGUACCCCUACUGAACAAGAUCAACAUGGACCCAGAACUCUUCCCUAACCCCAACAACUUCGCCCCGGAGAGGUUCAUCAGUGGAGGUAAGGUGGAACUCCCUGACGCUUUCAUACCAUUCGGAGUCGGUCGCCGCGUAUGUCUCGGGGAACAAGUAGCCAAGACAGAACUCUUCCUGUUCUUUGCUAAUAUUAUGAAUAACUUCACAUUUUAUUUACCGGAAGGUGAACCUAUGCCGGAAUUGGAAGGCGUUAUGGGCGUCACUCACGCUCCGUUACCUUAUAAAUUAUGCUUUAGAAAAAUAUAAUAUUUGUAAUGUAGUAUUAGCGACCUGUGUGAGUAUUCAAGUGAGAUUAUUGUUUUAAAUCAACGUGUUUAGUGCCUAUUGACACAAAUCCCACCUAUAAUAUACUAAAUAAAAUAAUAAGGUAAGAAUAAAGUCGUUUAUGUGAAAUAUUUGUUUAGUUUACUUUUUCCGGACAUUAAAAUUUAUAAAUAAACAGUCUAAAAUGCGACGCUGAUUUUAGAUCAUUUGUUGAACUUGUGUUAACGUAAUGAUCAAGUCGUAUUUGGUUUCAAAGAUCACGGGCAUGACUUUAUUUAUGUAUAGAUAGUGAUAUUGUAUUUUGUUUGUAUUAAUUAAAUUAGUAUUAAAAUGUCAUUAACUGUAGUGAGUACUAUGUCUUAUCAAUUUAUCUUUUAUGUCAUUAUAGUCUUAUGUAAAUUGCCAUUGAUUCUUUGUGUUAAUUAAUUCUAGAUGUUAGUAGACUUUUAUUUCACAUUAACAAUUUCAGUACUGAACGUAUUGUAAUAUUAUGUAGUUUUUAAUAUACUUCCGAUCCUAGUUGUCAUAAUUACACUGAAUAUGUAAAAUUUCUAGUGUUAUGUUAUUUUUAAAGUCACACACAGGUCGAACGCGAUUAAUUAACAUUAUUUUUACCUUUUCCGCGACCACGGCCAGUGCAACCUGGCCGAAACGUUGGGAAAAAAAACCGGCCAAGAGC